UCCAGUGACGAAGUAACAGGUUUUACGUAGUUAUACAAUGCGAACUCUUUUUUGACCCGCCUAUAAUUUUGCAUUUCGGUGGUGGUGAACGAAAGAUUGUAUUACUGUUAUUAGUGGGUGAGAUCUGAGUCAUUCAGUAGUUAGAAUAUAGUGUACGUGACAUCCAUUCCUAUCUAUCUACAAAUAUGUUCAUUUGGGACUGGUUCGCAGGAGUUUUAAAUUACCUUGGACUUUGGAAAAAAAGUGGUAAGCUACUGUUUCUUGGUCUGGACAAUGCAGGCAAAACCACAUUGCUUCACAUGCUCAAAGAUGAUCGACUAGCACAACAUGUGCCUACAUUGCAUCCAACAUCAGAAGAAUUAUCUAUUGGUAAUAUGAGGUUCACAACAUUUGACCUUGGAGGGCAUCCUCAAGCACGAAGAGUUUGGAAGGACUACUUCCCAGCUGUGGAUGCUAUAGUAUUUCUAGUGGAUGCUAGUGACAGGUCAAGGUUACCAGAAUCAAAAGCUGAGUUCGAUGCAUUGUUAACUGAUGAACAACUCAGUGCCUGUCCAGUUUUAGUGCUAGGUAAUAAAAUUGAUAAACCAGGUGCAGCAUCAGAAGAUGAACUCAGAAAUUAUUUUAAUCUGUAUGGUCAAACAACAGGCAAGGGAAAAAUUUCUCGUAAUGAAAUACCUGGUCGCCCAUUGGAACUGUUUAUGUGCUCAGUGCUAAAAAGACAGGGAUAUGGUGAGGGCUUCCGCUGGCUCGCUCAGUAUAUUGACUGAAUACAUACGAUAAUUUAAAUGCUCCAAUUCUCAGCAGUUUAUUACAUUUCCCUUUCAUUGAUUCAUACUGGACACCAGUCCCAAAGGUGUAUUAUCCUUUACGUGAAUUGUGCAGUAGGAAAGGAAUAUCAAGACAUGAACUGCAGUAACAGAUUCAAAACAGUGCAAACAAAUAAACAAGACAAUGUCUUAAAAACACUAUAUAAACACGCGAUACGACUCAUUUGUUUAAUUUUAAUGUGUGGAGCGUAUAAUAACAUCCUACAGGAAUUUAUUAAAUUCCAUAAAAGUUCUGUGGACUUCUAUUGUUUUGCAAAUCAUAUUAUGGAAGCACUUGACAUGCUGAAAGAUGAU
Molecule: messenger RNA, 1121 nt
Organism: Dufourea novaeangliae
Lineage: Eukaryota; Metazoa; Arthropoda; Insecta; Hymenoptera; Halictidae
Gene: Sar1
Product: GTP-binding protein SAR1
Exons: 6
Coding region: 186-767 (193 amino acids)
Biological process (GO): intracellular protein transport; endoplasmic reticulum to Golgi vesicle-mediated transport; vesicle organization
Cellular component (GO): COPII vesicle coat; endoplasmic reticulum exit site
Molecular function (GO): GTPase activity; GTP binding
Source: RefSeq, a predicted model, not a curated record